CACAGUAAAAAGGGUAGGUUGGCUGGGAGGGAGAGAGAGCCAUGGGUCACGUAAGGAUGCUAGAUGCUGUAGGUAUGGCCGGAGAAGGAGGUCCUUUCACCCCUAGACGUCUGGCUUUCAUUCCCAUCGUUUUCUUCCUAGUAGUUCCCGGCCUCUUGCUGUCAUCAACUCUUGUACCAGUGCCUUCCUUCCAUGUCUGCCUUUCUUCUCUAACUCUCAACAUGUACAACUUCAGUGGCAGAAACAAUUCCCUGCAACAAUCCGAGCCUCGUGACGAUCCAGCCGGAAGAGUGCAUGUAGUUGAAGAUGUUUCUUAUGCUCCACUUGGAACUGAGACGCAGACUGAUCAAGGUAUGAAGAAAAGUAUUCAAUACGCAAUUGGUAUGGUACAGGAGCAGAUUCAUGGAUUGAGAUCCCCUGCCCGGAACAGGACGUGCCAAGGAGACGCAUGUGGGCACAUGUGUGAAGGAAAGGGCAUCUUCGUGUAUGAUUUGCCUGCAAAAUUCAACAGGCAGUUGAUGAAGGGAUGUGUUGAUAUCCUGCCAUGGAUGAAUUUCUGUGAGUAUAUAACUCACCAAGGCAUGGGGCAGCCGGUUCCCAAACUGGGUCGAGGUUGGUACAAGACAAACCAGUUCUCCCUCGAACCAAUCUUCCAUUCAAGGAUCAUGAAGCAUCCAUGUCGAGUUCUUGAAGAAGAUAAGGCCUCUUUGUUCUACAUACCAUUCUAUGCGGGCCUGAACGUGCUGCAGAAGAACUUUCAGAACGCUUCGGUGGAAGAAAAGGACCAACUUGGCCUGCAACUAGUAGAGUGGCUGAAGUCCAAGAGAUCAUGGAUUCAAAAUGAAGGAAAAGAUCAUUUCCUGGCAUUGGGCACACUCUCUUGGGAUUUUAGAAGGACUAGAGGCGUGUGGGGCUCAAAUUUCUUAGAGCUCAAAGAGAUGCAAAACCCAGUCAAGCUAAUAAUAGAGCGGCAACCGUGGCAUUCAAAUGAUGUUGGAAUCCCUUACCCCACAAAUUUUCAUCCUAAAACUGACAAGGAGAUCAGCAGGUUUCAAUCUAAGCUCUCUAGAACCAAGAGGAGAAUUCACGUCAGCUUCGCCGGCGCCGGGAGGCCUAACCUUACAGACAAUGUUCGUUCCUUUCUGAUCGAGGAAUGCGCCAACAACUCGAGUUUGUGUACAUAUCUUGACUGUAAAUCUGGCAGUUGUAUAAACCCCAAAACAGUGAUCAAGCUCUUCAUGGAAUCAGAAUUCUGUCUGCAACCUCCCGGAGACAGUCCCACAAGGAAAUCAUUCUUUGAUUCUCUUGUGUAUGGAUGCAUUCCUGUUAUAUUUGAUCCUUUCACCGCAUAUUAUCAGUACCCAUGGCACUUGCCAGAGGACCAUACUCUGUAUUCGGUCUACAUAAACCAAGAAGAAGUGAAACAGGGGAAGGUCAAGGUGCUAACUGCCCUUCAAAGCAUAUCAGCUAAGCAAAGAAAGGAGAUGAGAAGAUACAUAAUCUCAGAGCUCAUGCCGCAGAUUGUCUAUGCAAAUCCGAAUUCAAAUCUGCACAGGUUCAGGGAUGCUUUCAUGAUUUCUGUUGAUAAUCUGAUAAACAGGGCGGUGUAAUUUGUUUUGCAUCUGUACUGUUUAUCCUGCUCCCUGACUUGAAACUCUCCCAUCAAAAUUUUGUUAUAUUUUUCUUUUAUUGUCUGUGAGGAGUGCAGCCAAGCUGUGGUGGAGAAGUACUGAUCAACCCAAGUUUUACAGGUUCGGUUGAAGUAAGUAGAGAAGACAUAUGGGGAGUGCCAAUAAUGAUCUUGUAAUCAAACGAGAUUGCCAAUCAGGAUUUUCUGUUUGAUCCUCCUGUUUUAUUU
This is a messenger RNA of Nymphaea colorata (pocket water lily), 1858 nucleotides long. RefSeq names its product probable xyloglucan galactosyltransferase GT20. The coding region runs from base 42 to 1610 and encodes 522 amino acids. The record is from RefSeq and is a predicted model, not a curated record. NCBI's taxonomy places the organism in Eukaryota, Viridiplantae, Streptophyta, Magnoliopsida, Nymphaeales, Nymphaeaceae. Gene Ontology annotation, molecular function: glycosyltransferase activity. The transcript has a single exon.